AUGGCAGUAGAUGACAAUAAACCCAACGAGGUUAAUGCCUCCGGGCAUGCCCAGGAGCUCGAUCGUCAAUUUGGCCUGUUGAGUAUCUCUGCCGUUGGAAUCGUCACGGGAUGUUCAUGGGCACUGAUGGGUGGCACUAUUGUAACAUCAGUGCUGAACGGCGGUCCGCCGGGAAUUCUCUAUGAAUUCAUUGCGGUUUCUGUAAUGUACUGCUUUGUUGCUGCAUCAAUCGCAGAGCUAGCAUCCGCCAUGCCGUCGUCGGCAGGAGUCUAUCAGUGGUCGGCGAUGGUGUCAGGUACACGCUACGGACCGAUGGUAAGCUUCUAUGCAGGCUGGUGGAAUACACUUGCCUGGAUCUUUGCGACGGUGUCGAGCGGCUCGGUAGUUGCUCAGCAGGCGGUGCAGAUGUAUGCUCUUUUCCAUCCCGAGUAUACCUUUCAGCGAUGGCAUGUAUUUGUCACUUAUAUUGCGGUGACGUGGAUGUGCUGCUUUGUGGUCGCUUAUGCAAACAGGGCCUUGCCAUGGAUCAAUCAUGUUGGUCUUUUUUUUAUUAUUGCAGGGGUACUCAUCUCUAUCUUGGUCUGUGCCAUCAUGCCCAGUCGUCAUGCUAGCAAUGCCUUUGUUUGGCGGGACUGGGAGAACGAAACAGGAUACUCUAGUAACGGGAUGGUGUUUGUCAUGGGUAUGCUGAAUGGUGCCUAUGCGAUGGGUACGCCGGACUGUGCAUCGCACCUGGCUGAGGAGAUUCCAAGGCCGAACGUCAACGUCCCGAAAGCAAUCGCUGCACAGAUCAUUAUCGGAUUUUUAUCGACUUUCCUCUAUCUCCUAGCGCUGCUAUAUGCCAUUUCAGACAUCAACGCAGUAGUUGAGAGUUCUUUCAACUUCCCCCUAGCUCAGAUAUACCUACAAGCAACAGGGUCUCAAGCUGGUGCUCUUGGACUGCUUAUUGUCAUCUUCCUUCCAUCCCUCUGUGCCUGUGUUGCGGCGUAUAUCACGGCCGGUCGAGUGCUCUGGACGCUGGGACGAGACGGCGCGACUCCUUUCAGCAAGAUUGUCGGCAAAAUCGAUACUAGGCAGAAGAAUCCGCUGAACUCUACUAUCAUUUGUGGCAUUAUAAGCACUGCAUUUGGCGGGAUUUAUAUGGGCUCGGAAACUGCUUUCAACGCCUUCGUCGGCAGUUUCGUUAUCCUCAUGUCUUUAUCCUACAUUGCAGCUUUGGGACCACACCUAUUCCAGCGGCGUCACACUGUCAUGCGAGGCCCGUUUUGGAUCAAAGGCACGGCGGGCUAUGUCGUUGGCGGGAUUAGCUGCGCAUAUCUGAUUGUAUUCAUCGUUAUCUUCUGUUUUCCGUAUACCAUGCCGACUAGCGCGACGUCCAUGAACUAUUCCAGUGCGAUUACCGGUGGUAUCACUAUUUUGGUAACCGGGUGGUGGUUAUGGAAGCGCAAGACAGACUAUGUCGGGCCCCAGAUGGUCGUUAUGAAUCCGGUUGUGCCUGAUAAUCGGCCAGGGAGUAUGGAAAUCGACGCUCAUGAUGUGUUCGAUGGCAGUGUAGUGAAGAAAUGA
This is a messenger RNA of Talaromyces atroroseus, 1566 nucleotides long. RefSeq lists its product as hypothetical. Gene Ontology annotation, biological process: transmembrane transport. The coding region runs from base 1 to 1566 and encodes 521 amino acids. The transcript is spliced from 9 exons. Gene Ontology annotation, molecular function: transmembrane transporter activity. The record is from RefSeq and is a predicted model, not a curated record. Lineage: Eukaryota; Fungi; Ascomycota; Eurotiomycetes; Eurotiales; Trichocomaceae. Gene Ontology annotation, cellular component: membrane.